CAGCGACACUACCAGAAGUGGUGAGCUGGCUUAGUCUAUGAGUCUAUCUGUUUCAUAGUUGUGUUGUCCCACGAAUAACCCCAUCAUGACCAAGCUGCUCGAGUGGCUGUUUGGGGUGUCCCUGAUCGGCGUUGCCUGGGGACUGGUGACCUUUGACCUGCUGGACCUGAGGUUGCCACCAGUGUACCGGGAGGUGGCGUGGCCGAUGCCAGUGUACCUGCUGGUGGCCUUUGGCUGCUACUCACUGGCCACAGUGGGCUACCGGGUGGCAACUUUCAACGACUGCGAGGACGCUGCCAAGGAGCUCCAGGCACAAAUCCAGGAAGCCAAAGAGGACCUGAGGAAGAAAGGAUUAAAAAUGUGAGACGACAGACUCUUGAGACCGUGAUGCACGUACACACUGACUGACUCACUCACUCAGGCAUGCACUUACUCAUAUAACACACACACACAAAUACACACACACACACACACAGUUCAUAAGAAGAUUUUUGUCUCAUGAAUACACACACGGCGCAGUCACCACAUGGACAUAAUUUGCUAAGAGACAUUCAUGUGUUUGCCAGCAUCAGUUUCAUGAACAUUUUUUAUAAGUCCUGGCACAGCAAUAUAGAAAAAAUCAUGAGCUACGGAGAUUUGUGAGAUCGUUACUUAUUAUGCUGCGGCUGCGAUAACGAGACUGUCCGCUGUCCAAAAUAUGUGUCCGUCUCAGCUACUCGUGACCACCCCUUUUCUAGGAGUGCUGUGGGCGGGCAAUGAGAGACACUCGUACGCCGCUAACGCGACGGACUGUUAUCAGACAGAAAGCACUCGCCCUCCAGCCAAGUCCCGCGCACUAGUUCAGGGCAUGAAUAUUAAGCUGAAGCUGGGAGGAGAUGUGUGGGUGGGGUGAGCUGGCCUCUCUGGAGGGCUUACACAUCUUAUUAAGUCAAAUAGCUGUGUGGUUAUGCUAAUGAGGGCCGAGUGUAAGGUUACUCUGGAAUUAGACUUUCUGAUGUGGCCCAACGGAGCUGUUGUCCUCCGCGGCUUCAGCGGUGCUCGGGACGGAGUCCGCAUUCCGCAUGUGUCCGAGAGUUUCACUCUUGCUCACUGUCUCUCUUUUGCUCUCUGUCUCUCUCUCUCUCUGUCUCUCUCUCUUUCUCUCUCUCUCUCUUUCUCUCUCUCCCUCUCCCUGGCAUAGUGGGUAGCUGUUGCUCUGUGAUUAAAAGCUCCCUGUUGAAAA
Molecule: messenger RNA, 1222 nt
Organism: Sardina pilchardus (European sardine)
Lineage: Eukaryota; Metazoa; Chordata; Actinopteri; Clupeiformes; Clupeidae
Gene: dpm3
Product: dolichyl-phosphate mannosyltransferase subunit 3, regulatory
Exons: 2
Coding region: 86-364 (92 amino acids)
Biological process (GO): GPI anchor biosynthetic process
Cellular component (GO): endoplasmic reticulum membrane; dolichol-phosphate-mannose synthase complex
Source: RefSeq, a predicted model, not a curated record